This is a messenger RNA of Chiloscyllium plagiosum (whitespotted bambooshark), 1394 nucleotides long. RefSeq names its product iron-sulfur cluster assembly 2 (gene isca2). Lineage: Eukaryota; Metazoa; Chordata; Chondrichthyes; Orectolobiformes; Hemiscylliidae. Gene Ontology annotation, molecular function: iron ion binding; 2 iron, 2 sulfur cluster binding; 4 iron, 4 sulfur cluster binding. The record is from RefSeq and is a predicted model, not a curated record. Gene Ontology annotation, cellular component: mitochondrion. Gene Ontology annotation, biological process: iron-sulfur cluster assembly.
UGGUGAAAUUGUUGGGGGAAGGGGGGGGGUGUCCUGGUAACCGAGAGGGAGGAUGAUAGCGACUGGGCCUCUGAGGAAAACCCUACUGUCAGCUGCUGUCUCGCUUUGUCGGAGGAGGGUGCCAUGUUUGGCCAUUUCUUUACCCAGCCGUCCUGUGUUAUUGUCUGACAAAAUUCAUAUCUUAUCAUCCCGGCAAUCACGAGUAACUGAAAGAUGGUUUUCAGUUGGUCAAGAAUCACAGACUGCUGCACCACAGGAUAUUGUGUUCCUCAGUGAUAGCUGUGUUAAGCGCCUACAGCUGAUUUUGGAAAAGGGUGAGGUCCUAAGGGUACAAGUCGAAGGAGGAGGCUGCUCAGGAUUCCAGUACAAAUUCAUUGUGGAUACAGCAAUAAACCCAGAUGACAGAGUCUUUGAACAGGAUGGAGUUUCGCUGGUCGUUGAUUCUGACAGUAUGGAGUACCUGAAAGGAGGGACAGUGGAUUACAGUGAAGAACUAAUCCGAAGCUCAUUUCAAGUGAUCCACAAUCCACAGGCAGAACAUGGAUGUUCUUGUGGGAGUUCCUUUUCCAUCAAGUUGUAAAGUGGGACCUGUUGUGGAGCAGUUUUUCUCCAAACUUCUAUUAAAACGUUGCUCACGAAAUCUGCCAUGGCCUGGCCAGGAGAAGACCCAGCCGUGCUUGAAACAAAAUGUUGUGAUCUUGUAGCCUUGUUAAAUAUUGCAAAGACAGCAAAUGCUGAGAGAACACUGGAGUUUGCAUUAUUUAUGCUUUGUGUUGUGAUACUAUCAAAUAUUUUGAAACAGAAUGUUCUAGUAAUAGCAAAAGUUGUACAAAUAUUUUUUCUUAACACAAUAUCCCUUUGCCUCUUCUAAACUAAAUAAUACUGUGAAGGGCAGUGAGCAAAUUAAAUAAUUCAAUCUAAAUUGUCUCGCCACACCCAAGAAAGACAGUGAAAUAUUGUGUGUUUUUUUUUCUCUCUUUGAAGAGAAGUAUCUAUGACUGUGUGUCUGGCUGCUUGCUGGUGAUCUGACAUGGGUGGCGAUAUCCUGUCAAAUUUUAGCCCAUCUCGAGCUUGUAUAGAUCUUUAACUGCUUGAACAUGUUUUGGUAUUUUUCCCCAACAGAGAGAACUAUCUUUGAAGUUAGGUGGCACUCCUCAGUUUUGCUUGACUAUUCUGUUACUAAUAUUUAGAGUGUUGUAGAAACUUGGUCAUUUUUCAAACAGUUUAAUUUGAAAAUGACCGACCAAAUUUGUUUUCUUCAUUUCAGACAAAAGAAUGCCAAUCUUGGCAACUAGUUUCAAAAAAAAAAAAUCUCUUCAUCACCUUAAUUCUGUGUCCUCUGGUUAUCAGCCCUCGUGGAGAAAGUGAGGACUGCAGAUGCUGGAGAGCCAGAG